AUGGCACCCUCAGCAAUUACCCCUCCAACAAUCAUGGAGAAGAAAAUAAAUACAAGACCCGUACUGCCACGCUCAACUACGGCAAAUAUGGGAACGAAGAGAAAGAUCAUAUGCUUUUCAGACUUUGACGGCACGAUAUUCAUGCAGGACACCGGCCAUCAGCUAUUCGACAAUUUCGGUUGUGGGCCGGACCAAAGAGCCGUCCUGGCCAAGGAAUUGGAAGAGGGAGAGCGUACAUUUCGAGAAGUGUCCGACGAGCUAUAUGCAUCCUUGAACGUGCCGUUCGACGACGGCUUCCAGGUCAUGAAGACUGCUUUGGACAUUGACCCAGACUUUCAAACCUUCCACGAGUUCUGUGUGAACAACAACAUUCCUUUCAACGUCAUUUCAGCUGGGCUCAAGCCAAUGCUGAGGAAAGUUCUGGACCACUUCAUCGGCGAAGAGAUGAGCAAGCAUAUCCAAAUAGUUGCGAACGACGUAAAGAUUACUGAGGACGAGAACGGUCACAAAUGGUCCGCAGUCUGGAAGCACGAUACCGAUCUCGGCCACGACAAGGCUCUCUCCAUGCAAGAGGCACGAGCCCUUGCUGAGCUAGAAGCAGACAACGGAACAGUUCCAAUGAUUGUCUUCAUUGGCGAUGGUGUCUCCGAUUUACCCGCGGCACGAGAAGCAGAUAUCCUUUUUGCUAGGAAGGGCCUCAAGCUCGAGCAAUAUUGCGUCGAGAACAACAUCCAAUAUAUCCCCUUCGACACCUUUGCAGAUAUCCAAAAGGAAGUGAUGAGGCUCGCCAAGGUCGAUGAUGAGAAGACCAAAGGACGUGGCUUGCCAACUGCCUUCAAUCCGCGUGCCAAUAUGUGGAGACGGGCCAGCAGCAAGGCUAGCGGCGUGCCUGUCUUUUCGGCUCUGUCACCUCGAAAAGAAGAGAAAGCUUUCUUGUGGCCUAAUGUGUUUACUGCACCAGUCAAGGUUGCCCAGGCGGCUACAGUUGCAUAA
Molecule: messenger RNA, 993 nt
Organism: Lithohypha guttulata
Lineage: Eukaryota; Fungi; Ascomycota; Eurotiomycetes; Chaetothyriales; Trichomeriaceae
Exons: 2
Coding region: 1-993 (330 amino acids)
Molecular function (GO): phosphatase activity
Source: RefSeq, a predicted model, not a curated record